UACUCGCCUGUGUGAUUAAAAACGCCUCGAACUCCUCAGUUUAUAUAUCUGCUCUUGGUCUCCCUGUGCCAGGACCCGUCUUUUCUCCUUAACCUACUCUGGAUUCUCCAAUUCUUCCUACUCCAUCCUCAAACGUCAACCUCACGUAACUGCCAUCAUGAAGUUCCUCUGGUCCCUCGCCCUCUUCGCUGCUGCGGCUUCUGCUCAGUCUUCCACUGACUCUGGCGCUGCUCCCUCUGCCUCUAGCGAGUGCGAGGCUGAGUACAUAGUCAAGAGAUGUCUCGAGACCGAGAACGCAAAGGUCCAGGACUGCAAGUCUAACGACUGGGACUGUCUCUGUGCUUCAUAUGAGGCUGUUGCUACCUGCUUCAACAACUGCCCGGACGACCCUCGCGCCAGCUCCGCCCAGAGCCAGGUCCAGGUCAACUGCCAGCAGGCUUCUCUCUAUGGCACUGCGACCAAGGCCACCAAGACCAGCUCUUCCACAGCGACAGCUGACGCAUCCGAUGCUACCGCCACUGGUUCCGGUGCUCCUGAUGCAACCAGCUCUGCUACUGAGUCUGCCGCCAGCGCCGAGAACACCAACAAUGCUGCCGACAAGGCACGCAACACUGCUGGUGUCCUUCUAGCCGUCGCCGGUGUAGUCGCUGCUAUUCUGUAAUUGCAUAUCGGAAAUGGUUUAUGAGUAACAUGGAGUUAAAUUUGGUCUGAGCUUACGGCCGAAAAGCGUGCCAUCAAUGAACUAUCUAAGUAAUAACCUAAUUCAUUAAUAUACACUCGGCUAGGUAAAUAACCUCAGCCAGUUGAUGAUCUGAA
This is a messenger RNA of Fusarium oxysporum Fo47, 816 nucleotides long. RefSeq lists its product as uncharacterized. Bases 158 to 661 code for a protein of 167 amino acids. The record is from RefSeq and is a predicted model, not a curated record. The transcript has 2 exons. Lineage: Eukaryota; Fungi; Ascomycota; Sordariomycetes; Hypocreales; Nectriaceae.